Messenger RNA from Erigeron canadensis, 3301 nucleotides. Its product is annotated as transcriptional repressor ILP1. Gene Ontology annotation, cellular component: nucleus. The transcript has 6 exons. The coding region runs from base 70 to 2727 and encodes 885 amino acids. Gene Ontology annotation, biological process: mRNA splicing, via spliceosome. Gene Ontology annotation, molecular function: DNA binding. The record is from RefSeq and is a predicted model, not a curated record. NCBI's taxonomy places the organism in Eukaryota, Viridiplantae, Streptophyta, Magnoliopsida, Asterales, Asteraceae.
AGUAUACCCUUUCCCGGACCAAUUUAGGUCACAAAAAUACCCGAAUCUCCUCCGCCACCCAUAACCACCAUGAGCAGCGCCAAAUCAAGAAACUUCCGUCGCCGUUCCGACGAGACCAACGACGACGACGACGACAAUAAACCCACCCAAUCCAAACAACCCCCUCAAUCCAAACCAACCCAAAAACCUAAAAAACAAAAUCUUCUUUCAUUUGCAGACGAUGAAGAAGAACAAGAUUCACUUAAAAUCACUCCUAAAAACCCUAAUAAGCCCACAACUAAACCCACCAAAACGCCGUCGUUUUCAUCUUCUCAUAAACUUACUUCUUCUAAAGAUAGAAAAACCACCAAAACGUCGUCGUUUUCAACUCCCCUUCCUUCCAAUGUUACCCCACAAGCUGGUACUUAUACUAAAGAAGCUUUACUUGAAUUACAAAAGAAUACCAAAUCCUUAUCUGGGUCUCGCCCGAAUACCCGUCCUUCUCAACCCGACCCGGUUUUCGUCUUAAAAGGUUUGGAUUCUUUAAAACCAAAUAGUAGUAUUAAAAGUAGUUUAAAAAAUUUAGAUAAAAAUAAUGUAGGAGUUAGUAAUAAAAAUGUUGAUGAUGAGGGGUCAUCAGAUGAUGGGGAUAUGGAUCAGAAGUAUAUCGAUGAAAUACGUGCGAAACGAGAGCGGUUAAGGCAGUCGAGAGCUGCCGCGCCGGAUUUUAUAUCGUUGGAUGGAGGUAGUAAUCAUGGGGAGGCUGAGGGGUUGAGUGAUGAGGAACCCGAGUUUACGACUAGGAUUGCUAUGAUUGGGGAUGUUAAGAAAGGCGUUUUCGAGGAUAGUAAAGAAAACGAUGAUAUUGAGGUUUAUGAUGAGGAGGAUAAGUUGUGGGAAGAAGAGCAGGUUCGAAAAGGGUUAGGGAUACGGAGGGAUGAAGGCGGUGUUGUUAGUGUUAACGGUGGAGUUACGGGAAGUACAGGGCAGAAGUUUGUGAAUUCGAGUGGGAGUACUAAUGUUUUUACGUAUCCGAGUAUUGGUGGUAUGAGUAUUGGAGGAUCUAGUGGAUUGUCGUCGGGUUCAGAGAGUGUGUCAAUUGCACAACAGGCCGAGAUUUCUAAGAAAGCUUUGCGCGAGAGUCUUGCGAGGCUCAAGGAAACUCACGGUCGUACAUUAGCAUCUUUGACAAAAACUGAUGAAAACUUGUCUGACUCCUUACUGAAAGUUAUGGAUCUUGAAACGGCUCUUACUGCUGCUGGCGAAAAGUUCAUUUUUAUGCAAAAGCUUCGUGACUAUGUUUCAACUGUAUGUGACUUUUUGCAGGAUAAAGCUCCAUUCAUAGAGGAGCUGGAGUACCAGAUGCAGCAGCUUCACAAAGAACAUGCAGAAGCCAUCAUGGAAAGAAGACAAGCAGAUAGUAAUGAUGAGCUAAUAGAAAUUGAAGCAUCCGUUAAUGCAGCAAAGGCUAUUUUGAACAAAGGUGGCGCCACUUCUUCUAUGGUUGAAGCUGCCAGUAUCGCUGCUCAGGCGGCGUUGACUGCCUCACGAGAGUCAAAAAACCUUCCUGCAAAACUAGACGAAUUUGGACGGGAUGUGAAUUUACAAAAGCGUAUGGACAUGAAACGAAGGGCUGAAUCGAGGCAACGCCGGAAAGCACGAUCCGAAUCCAAAAGAAUUUCCUCCAUGGAAAUUGAUAAUUUCGUAGAAGGAGAAUCGAGCACAGAUGAAAGUGAUUCUGAGAGCACAGCUUAUGAAUCAAACCGUGAUCAGUUACUUCAAACUGCUGGACAAAUAUUCAGUGACGCAGAUGAAGAAUUCUCUCAACUUUCUGCAGUUAAAGAAAUAUUUGAAGUUUGGAAAAAAGAUUACUCGUCUAGCUACAGCGAUGCAUACAUGUCAUUGAGCAUACCAGCAAUCUUCUCUCCUUAUGUAAGGUUGGAGCUUUUGAAGUGGGACCCACUUCAUGACGAUUCAGAUUUUAUUGAUAUGCAGUGGCAUGAGUUGCUGUUUAAUUACGGGCUGCCCGAGGAUGAGAGUAAUGUCGACCCAAAUGACGCUGAUGUCAACCUAAUACCUGAUUUGGUUGAAAAGGUGGCAAUUCCUAUAUUACAGUACGAGAUAGCUCAUUGCUGGGAUAUGCUUAGUACCAAGGAGACAAAGUAUGCUGUAGCCGCUACAAGUCUGGUUUUUAGAUAUGUUCCACUUUCCAGCAAGGCUGUUAGUGAACUUGUUGCUGUUCUUCGUGACCGUCUUUCUGCUGCCGUUGCUAAUCUAAUGGUGCCAACAUGGAACACUCUAGUAUUGAGGUCAGUGCCAAGUGCGGCUAGAUUUGCUGCCUAUAGAUUUGGAAUGUCAGUACGUUUGAUGAGGAACAUUUGUUUAUGGAACAAAAUUCUCUCAAUGUCCAUUCUUGAGAAGAUUGCUCUUGAUGAGCUUUUAAGUGGAAAAAUUAUCCCGCAUCUUCGAAGUAUCCAGUCAAAUAUUCAUGACGCGAUCACAAGAACCGAGAGAAUUGUUGCAUCAAUCUCCGGUGUGUGGGCAGGUCAAAGCGUUACUGAACGGAGCCCAAGACUGCAACCACUGGUGGAUUACUUGCUGGUACUCGGAAAGACACUGGAGAAGAGGCAGAGUUCUUCGGAGGCAAAUGAACUUGCUCGCCGAUUGAAGAAGAUGCUAGUGGAACUUAAUGAGUAUGAUCACGCCCGUCACAUCUCCCGGACCUUCAAUUUAAAAGAAGCUCUUUAAUCUCUUUGUAGAGAUAUUUCUGGCUCAUGACUUUUCAGUUAGCCCGGCCUUAGAUCACGCCCGUCACAUCUCCCGGACCUUCAAUUUAAAAGAAGCUCUUUAAUCUCUUUGUAGAGAUAUUUCUGGCUCAUGACUUUUCAGUUAGCCCGGCCUUAGAUUACCUGUAAAAUUGUUUGAUUUUUCUUUCAAGAUUAUACUCCUUACAAUAUAGUGAAGAGUACUGCAAGUCUUUGGAGUAACCAAAACCGAUCCUUAAUGUGCCAAUGUUACUAUCGAUACUCGUGUCUAUUGGUCCGCUAUGUACCUGAUGUACUUGAGUUCUUAAUGGAAGUGUUAUAUGCAAUAUUUCAGCUAGAAGGAAAAAAUGUAGCGUUUAUUUAUUGAUUGUAGCGUUUAUUUAUUGAUCAUAUUGAGAAUCGAAUAUAUAUUUUUUAAAGGGAUAAUGGCAUACGAAUGUAACCACGUAUGACAAAAUGGUUAUGUAAUGUAGUAACCUACUCAGGUGACUAUGUAAUGUAUGCACCUGUGUUUUUUGGCUAUAUUAUGUAAGAACCUUUUUAUUUGGGUCAAUCAA